ACACGCAACCUGUGUAUGUCGCAAGCAAAGAGUACAGAGACAAUACCCCUUUCUCUCUCUUAUUCUUGAUUACCUGCAACACUCUUCCCAUUAUUCAAAGUCGCGUCUUUCACCUUCUUCUUUACCUGACAAAGACUAGCAUCUUUGCGCGUGUCCCAUCCUCUUCUCCAACCUUUUUGACAAAGGUCAAAAUCUUGUUGCCAACUCCCAUGGAGGUUAAGCUAUGGAAUGAUAAGCGGGAAAGAGAAAUGUAUGAAAACUUUGCAGAGCUCUUUGCUAUAAUAAAGGCAACGGAAAAGCUCGAGAAGGCGUAUGUUCGUGACAUCAUUUCACCAGCUGAAUAUGAAGCUGAAUGCCAGAAGUUGAUUGCUCAUUUCAAAACCUUAUCUUCCACAUUGAAAGAUACCGUACCUAGCAUUGAGCAAUUUCAUGACACCUACAAAAUGGAUUGCCCUUCUGCCUUAAACCGGCUUGUGACCUCUGGGGUGCCUGCCACUGUGGAGCACCGUGCCGCCGCUGCUACAUCAUCUGCAUCCUCAGCUUCUGUUGUGGCUGAGUGUGUGCAGAACUUCAUCACUGCCAUGGACUCUUUGAAGCUGAAUAUGAUUGCUGUAGACCAGGUCCAUCCCCUUUUGUCAGACCUAUCAUCUUCCCUUAAUAAACUUUUAAUACUUCCAUCUGAUUUUGAGGGGAAGACAAAGAUGAGAGAGUGGCUCUCAAGGCUGUCAAAAAUGGGAGCUGCAGAUGAGUUGACAGAACAGCAGGCCCGUCAACUCCACUUCGAUCUUGAAUCAUCAUACAAUUCUUUCAUGGCGGCACUGCCCUCUGCUGGAACUUAAUUGCAUAUUUCAGGUGAUAUGUCUGUACAUAUGUGACUGAAUUCUUGUUUUUUUCUACCAAGUGUAUACUACAUAUGAUGCUUUAUUUGGUCAAAGUGCUGAUUGACGAGGAUUCAGAAAAGAGUCGUGUAAUUUGUGGGACUUGUGUCUGGUGGUUCCAUUUUAUUCAACAUGAACUCAGCCCCAGACAAGAUGCUUAUUUGGUUUGCGUGUCUUUUCUUUUGUUACAUUAAUCAUAUUACAAGGAAAUUUUGAGCUGUUAGAUAUGAUUUUGUAAAUUUAAGUGGAAAUUUUGAUGUAAAACUAAGUUCCAUGGUA
Molecule: messenger RNA, 1157 nt
Organism: Solanum verrucosum
Lineage: Eukaryota; Viridiplantae; Streptophyta; Magnoliopsida; Solanales; Solanaceae
Product: vacuolar protein sorting-associated protein 28 homolog 2
Exons: 2
Coding region: 210-839 (209 amino acids)
Biological process (GO): protein transport to vacuole involved in ubiquitin-dependent protein catabolic process via the multivesicular body sorting pathway
Cellular component (GO): ESCRT I complex
Molecular function (GO): protein-containing complex binding
Source: RefSeq, a predicted model, not a curated record